This is a messenger RNA of Xenia sp. Carnegie-2017, 360 nucleotides long. Its product is annotated as enoyl-[acyl-carrier-protein] reductase, mitochondrial-like. Gene Ontology annotation, cellular component: mitochondrion. Bases 1 to 360 code for a protein of 119 amino acids. The record is from RefSeq and is a predicted model, not a curated record. The transcript is spliced from 3 exons. Gene Ontology annotation, biological process: fatty acid metabolic process. Gene Ontology annotation, molecular function: trans-2-enoyl-CoA reductase (NADPH) activity. Lineage: Eukaryota; Metazoa; Cnidaria; Anthozoa; Malacalcyonacea; Xeniidae.
AUGUUGGCUUCACCCAUCAAUCCAGCUGAUUUGAAUGUGCUUCAAGGAUUGUAUCCCAUCGAACCUUCCCUUCCUGCAGCUGGUGGUAACGAGGGUGUCGGGGAAGUGUUGGCAGAUGGUGAUGUGAAGUCUGUCCGUGUUGAUAAGUGGCUAUUAAUGGGAACUACAGGACUUGAUCAUAGUAUUGAAAGAGGUGAUUGCGACAAAAUUCCAGUAAAAAAUGGUCUUUCUAUGAAAGAUGCAGCAAUGUUGUCCAUAAAUCCCUGUACAGCUUACAGAAUGUUGAAAGACUUUCAACCAUUGCAAGAAGGUGUAUGUCUGAAGUCUCUUUCACAAAAUCUCCUACUGCAUGGCUUUUAA